AUGCCCGCCGCUCGGCAGGGGAGGCGGCGCCUUGCCGGUCAGGGGCGCGCACGGCAGCGCGGUGGGCCGCCAGCGCGCGCGGGCGACGACGACGACGACGACGACGACGACGACGACGACGACGACGACGACGACGACGACGACGGACGGGCUCGCGCUACCGGCGGUCGCCAACGCUUUCGCCUGGCGCUGGGGCAACGGGCGGCGCAGGACGCUUGCGAGAGCGUUCUGCGCGACCGCGCUGAGCGCGUCAGGGGGUUUCUGUCGCUUCGCCACGUUCCGGGUGGCGGCAGUUGCCUGUACCGCGCCGUAGCGGGGGCGCUUGGCGACGGCGAGGACUAG
Prorocentrum cordatum is the source of this 342-nucleotide messenger RNA. NCBI's taxonomy places the organism in Eukaryota, Dinophyceae, Prorocentrales, Prorocentraceae. The record is from the annotation of a GenBank genome assembly.